AGCUGACAUGCUAUUCACUAUUUUUAGCUUUACACCCACACAGCUUUUUGUCAAUUAGUUGAAAAUGAAUCUUUUGUAUUCCGGAAGGAGGGACUCUUUGUGGUUUGAGGAAUCUAAUGCAGUGGAGAACAGCAGAGAUCAUCUCUGAAAUGCCAUGCAUGUUGCAGAACUUAUGAAGAAUCAUUGUAGUGUGCUUAAUAAAUCGAGAAGAGCAUAAGUCUUUCAUGUCAUUUAACAACACGGACUUGUAUGAAAACACUUGAGCUUAAAAUCAGAGACUUGCAGCAUGGAGCCAAAAUGGGCACUGCUUUUGGGUUUCUUUCUGUCGUCAUGCAGUGAAUAUAUCACAGGAUUAACAUUCGACUGUGGUGAUGGUUGGUGUACAACUACAGAGGGAAGUUACACCGACAUUAGAGCUGAUGAAGCAGUACAAUGUCACGGUGUUCAGUGUCUUAAGAAUGGGCCUUCUGCAUCUGUUCAUCCAGCUUUACAGAUCUCUGAUGAUCCAGAUUUGGAGAUCUCUGGUGAUCUAGAUUUAGAGAUCUCCGGUGAUCCAGAUUUAGAGUUCUCUACAGAUUUUGAGAUCACUAAUUAUACAACUUACGGGAUCCCAACUGACUCCAAACAUUGUCAAGAUAUUAAUGAGUGUUCAGAAACUCCAGAUAUUUGUGGCACAAACGGAGACUGCAUCAAUCAUCCAUGUGGCUUCAGCUGCAGAUGUCAUCAGGGCUACACAAACUACGGAAACAACCAGUCCAAAUGCAUUCAAAUCGACUGUGAUCAGUUUAAUUCUAAGCCUGAUGGAGACCACGCACCAGAGAAGUUGAAUCAGAUGAUGUCUCUGCUGAAGGACAGCUGCGAGUCUCUGAAUGAUCCAGUAGGAAAACAUUUAAAUGCAGAGGAGCUACUGGAGAGCUUGUGCAAUUCCACUGAUGAUCUGCUGUUGGAGGGGAAAGUCGCUGACAGUGAGAAUCUGAGUGUAUUUCUGGACAUGGUGGAGAACAGCAUGCGUCUGAUUGGUCCUCAGCUGAAAGAGCCUGUGACCAAGAUGGAGACGCAAAAUACCUAUGCUGAGGUUGCGGUCACACGUAAUCAGACUCCGCCCAGUGGGAGUGUCACUCUGAGCACAGACUCCGCCCUCAUCACCACCAGCUGGGAAACGGUUGUUGGCAAUUCAUAUUCAGGCUUCGCAUUUGUGGCUCUGAUCAGUUAUAAAGAUAUGAACUCAUCCAGUGAUCUGUCUCACAAGACGAGCAGAACAUUACAAGAGGAUAACAGAAAGAGAUUGCAUGUGGACAAGAAAAAAAUCACUUACCAGCUCAACUCAAAGGUGGUGACGGCUGUCGUCAGUAAUCCAGACACCAAACAUCUGUCUGAUGUGAAGUUCACAUUUACACAUGAGGAGGAGAGGGCGGAGUCUGGGGGCGUGGCUUACUCCUGUGUGUACUGGAAUGAUUCUGAGAGAGCAUGGUCUGGGCGGGGCUGUGCGAGGGAGUGGUCUAACAGCACUCAUACAGUGUGUCACUGGUCUCACCUCAGUAGUUUCGCUGUGCUGAUGGCUCUCUAUCCCAUACAGGACACUUUUGCAUCAGUGCUGAUAACGCGUGUGGGUUUAGUUCUGUCUCUGCUCUGUUUAUUCCUCUGUAUCCUGACCUUCUGCUUCUGCCGCUCAAUCCAAAGCACCCGGAACAGCAUCCACCUCAAUCUGAGCGUCUGCCUCUUCAUCGCAGACCUCGUCUUCCUCUGCGGGAUCUCCAGUACUCACAAUCAGGUGGCGUGUGCGAUUGUGGCCGGUCUGCUCCACUUCUUCUUCUUGUCUGCGUUCUGCUGGAUGCUGCUGGAGGGGGUUCAGCUCUACAGGAUGGUUGUUCUAGUUUUUCACACUACAUUAAAACAGCUGUACAUGUAUGCGGUGGGAUACGGAGUCCCUGUCGUCAUUGUCUCCAUCUCUGCCAUCGCCUUCCCAAAGGGAUACGGCACAAACAAACACUGUUGGCUUUCCCUCCAGGGUUAUUUAAUCUUGAGUUUCUUCGCACCCGUCUGCAUCAUCGUCAUCCUCAACAUUAUUGUCUUCAUCAUCACUGUGUGGAAACUGGCCCAAAAGUUCUCCAGCCUCAACCCAGACCUCUCCAAACUCCACAAGAUCAGGAGUUUUUUAGCGACCGCAGUGGCUCAGCUGUGUGUUCUUGGAGGAUCCUGGGUUUUCGGCUUCUUCCUCUUCCAGAAAAACGGUACUGAGGUCAUGUUGUACCUCUUCAUUAUCCUCAACAGCCUCCAGGGGGCGCUGAUCUUCAUCAUGCACUGCCUGCUGUCUAAACAGGUGAGAGUGGAGUAUCGCAAUCUGUUUUUGCGAAUGUGUCCUUAUAAAAAGAAAGGAGACUACAGUGUCAGUACAGAGCCAUCCCACAGCAGUCAGAAACCUCUACAGAGAGAUCAGAGCACAGGAGAGUCACAAGUGUGAGGUCCUGGUUUAUUAUUAUUAUUGAACACAUGAAGUCUUUCUGUGACAAAUGAAGAGUUUAACAGGAAUACUGCAGAAGUGGUUCAUCAUCCAGAUUUCAGUCUUAAAACAUCCGUGUUUUGGUAUCUUUGGCUUUGCUUGGUUUGUGUGCAAGUGAAUUUAUAUGAUAUUUUAGAUUAUGCAAAAAGCUGCUUUUUUGAAAUGAUGUAUUGCAAUGGGGCAGGUUUAACUCCUUUAAAUCUUUUCAACUAUGGAAAAUGAAAGAGAAACUGUAGUUGGGUUCAGAAUUCACCAAUGAGAGCUUUGCAACUUAUAUCUAAUGAGAGAGACUGGUUAUUAAAAAUGUUGUAAUAUAUGAUGGUAAAAGUAUAUGUUGCUUGUCAGCUUUAUAGCAUCAUUUUGUUUAAAUAUGUUCUACACUCUGAAAAAACACUGGGUUGUAUUAACCCAACAUUUAAGCAAUAAUGCAUAAACCCAAUGUGCUAAUAUGUUUUUUGUAAUUUAAAUUACUUUUUCUAAACCCAACUGUUGGGUUUGUCCAUUUUUGACUUGGGUUGAGUUAAAGUAUCCCUGAAUUUUUAGAGUAACUAUGCCAAUAAUAGGAUUAUUUCACAUAUUGUGAUGAUACAUUGACAGCUUUUUUUAAUAAACUAGUAACCGUUUUAUUACAUAUAUAUUUUUAUAUCUAUAUAUUUUAACAUUGAACCUAUUUCCUACUUUGUUGUAUUAACAUGGCAUUAACACGAACUGAUUUUCUUUCAAGUAAUUUCCAGUAAAAAGGAAUAAAACCAAUGCAGAGUAUUGUAAGGAGGAAAAUGUCUUAAGACAGUUGUUCUUGAAUACUGAAAAAAACACUGAAAUUUUUGUGCAUUGGCACUCACUGAUAUUCAACUUCCAAAUAAACUGAAGAUUUAUAGAAGAAA
This is a messenger RNA of Danio aesculapii, 3384 nucleotides long. Its product is annotated as adhesion G protein-coupled receptor E5-like. The record is from RefSeq and is a predicted model, not a curated record. Gene Ontology annotation, cellular component: membrane. Gene Ontology annotation, molecular function: G protein-coupled receptor activity; calcium ion binding. The transcript has 16 exons. Bases 287 to 2461 code for a protein of 724 amino acids. Gene Ontology annotation, biological process: adenylate cyclase-activating G protein-coupled receptor signaling pathway; cell surface receptor signaling pathway. Lineage: Eukaryota; Metazoa; Chordata; Actinopteri; Cypriniformes; Danionidae.